AUGGGAUCGAAGACUCCUCAAAAUGGCGACCACGGAGGUUAUGGAGAAGCAAACAGCCCCGUUGAGACCAACCGUGCUGGCGGCGAGCCCCGUGGUACACACACCUCGCGAGAUGGAGAUGGCUGUCUCGGAGACGCAGGCGGCGAGGGUGACAGUGAUGACGACGACGAUGGCGCCGACAAGGAAACGAGCCUGGCCACGCUAGAACCUCCAUCGUCGAUCGUGGGUGCAACCACUGAUGCACCCAAGAAACGAAAGAAGCCAAAGCUUAAGAAAAAGAAGAAGAACAAGGCUCCUGAAGGUGCAGCAUCCUUGCAUUUAAAGCAGUCUUCGCCGCCACGAAUCCCGCUUAGCGACCUUUUCCCUAACGGUGACUACGCUGAGGGCGAAGUACAGCUCUACACCAGAGGUCCCAAGGCUGCGGCUGAAGCGCGCUACGACGAUCUUCGACGCUCGCAUGAUGCCGUUUUUCUUCAUAAUUACCGCAAGGCGGCAGAGGCGCAUCGCCAGACUCGGCAAUGGUUACAAGACACCGUCAAGCCCGGCGAUAAGUUGAUGGACGUGGCCAAUGGAAUCGAUGACAGCGUGAGAGCGCUCCUGGGCCACGCUGGCCUGGAACCCGGCGACGGUCUCAAGGCCGGCAUGGGCUUCCCGACGGGUCUUUGUCUCAAUAACCAAGUCGCUCACUACACGCCCAACCCUGGCCAGAAGGACGUGGUGAUCCAGCAGAAGGAUGUCUUGACGGUCGAUUUUGGCGUCCACAUCAAUGGCUGGAUCGUGGAUAGCGCAUUCACCAUGUCGUUUGAUCCGGUUUAUGACAAUCUCCUGGCCGCGGUCAAGGACGCCACUAACACCGGUGUGAAGACCGCUGGAAUCGACGUUCGCAUAUGUGAUGUUAGCGCCGCGAUCCAAGAAGCCAUGGAAUGCUACGAGGUCGAAAUCAGCGGCAAAACGUACCCUAUCAAACCCAUUCGAAAUCUCUCUGCGCACAAUAUUGGUCAUUAUCAUAUCCAUGGGGGAAAGUCCAUUCCGUUCGUCAAGAAUUCAGACACGACCAAGAUGGAAGAGAAUGAGGUGUUUGCCAUUGAGACCUUUGGUACGACCGGUCGCGGCUACAUCUAUGAUGAUGCUGGAAUCUACGGCUACGGACUCAAAGAAGAUGCGCCGUUGAAGGUGUCGCUUCCUUUGGCGUCCGCCAGACGCCUACACAAGACUAUCCGAGAGAACUUUGGCACUCUGGUCUUUUGUCGUCGGUACAUUGAAAGACUUGGUGUGGAUCGAUACCUGGCUGGUAUGAAUAGUCUCAUAUCGCACGGCAUCGUCGAAUCAUAUGAACCUCUCCGUGAUAUUCCCGGCUCGUACUCGGCACAGUUCGAACAUACCCUCAUCUUGCACGAGACUCAUAAAGAGAUUCUCAGUCGUGGAGACGACUACUGA
Molecule: messenger RNA, 1437 nt
Organism: Exophiala spinifera
Lineage: Eukaryota; Fungi; Ascomycota; Eurotiomycetes; Chaetothyriales; Herpotrichiellaceae
Product: methionine aminopeptidase, type II
Exons: 6
Coding region: 1-1437 (478 amino acids)
Biological process (GO): proteolysis
Molecular function (GO): metalloaminopeptidase activity
Source: RefSeq, a predicted model, not a curated record